This is a messenger RNA of Aureococcus anophagefferens, 1077 nucleotides long. RefSeq lists its product as hypothetical. Bases 1 to 1077 code for a protein of 358 amino acids. The record is from RefSeq and is a predicted model, not a curated record. The transcript has a single exon. NCBI's taxonomy places the organism in Eukaryota, Pelagophyceae, Pelagomonadales, Pelagomonadaceae.
AUGCGAUGGCUGCCCAUUGUCAUGCUCGCGCUCGUCGACGGCAAGUCGCGCUGCCCGCGCGGGUCCGCGUGGCCCGCGCGCCUGCGGUCCGCCAACGGCACGUGCGCGACGUUCCUCGCCGGCGCGCCGCAGCAGCAGGGGUUGGGCCACGCCUUCAUGUCCUUCAAUCGCCUCGUGCACGUCGCCGGCCGCCUCGGCCUGACGCUGGCCGCGCGCUUCGCGUCGCGGGGCCACGGCAUGAACGCGACGAAGGUCGACGCCUACUUCUUCGGCGCGUACUUUGACGCCGCGGGGCCGCCCGCGGGCUGCGAAAAGGUUCCCGCGGCCGCGUCCGAGGCCGCGCUCGCGGCGAGCGUCGACGCCUUCCGCGCGGGCGCCUGCGCGGCGGCGCCGGCCUGCGCCGUGUUCCGCCUCAAGACCGCGCCGCCCUUCCACAAGCGGCUGAACGUCGACGGCUACCGCGCGGCGUUCGAGGGCCGCGCGGCCGAGCGGGCGGCGCUGGCGCCGCGCGCGGCUCCCCGCGGCGACGCGUUCACGGUCGCCGUCCACAUCCGCCGGGGCGACCACCUCAAGUACGGCCGCCGGAACGUCGAUUUCGUCGCCCAGCGCUACGUGCCGAACGUCGCCUUCGUGGACCUGCUCGGCCGCGUCGCGGCCACGUUGAAAACGGGCGACAUCGCGGCCCGCGCGCGCGUCGUCGUCCUCGCCGAGGGCGCGCGGCCCGGCGGCCUCGUGCCGGACAUCGACGGCGACCGCACGGACUUCCGCGCGGCGCUGCCGGGCGUCGACGUUGACGUGGGCCCGCGCGAGGCCGUCGACGCGUUCGACGCGCUCUGCGCCGCGGACCUCGUCGUCACGUCCAAGUCGGGCUUCUCCCACCUCGCCGCGACGCUCUGCGCGCGGCCCGCGGUCCUCGCCGUGCCCUUCUGGCUCGACUACGCGUGCCUGCCGCGGGCGCUCGAGCUCGCGGAGACGGCCGCCGUCUUCGACGACAACCCGAGCGGCGCUCCCGUGAACCUCACGGCGCGCUUCGACUACGACGAGGCGGCGCUCCUCGCGCUCCUCCGGCCGCCAUAG